Molecule: messenger RNA, 2342 nt
Organism: Durio zibethinus
Lineage: Eukaryota; Viridiplantae; Streptophyta; Magnoliopsida; Malvales; Malvaceae
Source: RefSeq, a predicted model, not a curated record
AGUCCCACCACUCCCUUAUGGUAUAGCUGUUGGGUACUUGUCUCUCUGUUCCAAAAUUUUUAUAUAUAUAAGUGUGAAACCAAAACCGGGCACCAAACAAAUUUCUCCAGAGAAUUCUCGGAGUCCUCUUCCCACCCCUACUGAUUUACUUUUUUUUUCCCUUUUUGUCUCUGGAGAUGCCUGGAAGUAUAGAGCCAUUAGAUUUGGUUGGUGUGCAAGUUCCUUACCAUUUCAGGUGUCCUAUUUCACUUGAGCUCAUGCGUGACCCUGUAACAGUCAGCACCGGCCAAACCUAUGACCGAACCAGCAUUGAGUCAUGGGUAGCUACCGGUAACUCCACUUGUCCUGUUACUCGAGCCCCACUCUCCGACUUCACUCUCAUCCCUAACCAUACCCUUCGCCGCCUUAUUCAAGAUUGGUGUGUCGCCAACCAGGCCUUUGGUAUCGAGCGAAUUCCUACUCCUAAACAACCUGCUGAGCCUACCAUGGUUCGGUCCUUACUGAAUCAAGCUUCUUCCGUUUCGAAUCCGUUUCAAUCUCGUCUUUCUGCUCUGCGUCGACUCAAGGGACUCGCCCGCGACUCCGACAAUAAUCGUUCCGUGAUUUCCUCCCAUAACGCACGUGAAAUGCUCAUAAGCAUUCUAUUUUCAGAUACGGGUUCCAGUUCGUCGGAGUUGAACCAUGAGGCACUUGCGCUUUUAGUAAUGUUUCAGCUUACCGAAUCCGAGUGCGCAUCAAUCGCUUCGGAUUCAAACAAAGUAACCUACUUGUCACACUUCUUGUCCCAUUCGUCGAUUGAAGUCCGAGUCACCUCAGCUUCGCUCAUCGAAAUCGUUCUCGCCGGAACAAGAUCGUCAGAUCUUCGAGCUCAGAUAUGCAAUGUAGAUGAAAUUUUCGAAGGCGUCACCGACAUAUUAAAAAACCUCAGCUCUUAUCCACGCGCGUUAAAAAUCAGCAUUCGAGCUCUUUUUGCCUUGUGCUUAGUAAAACAAACCAGGCACAAAGCUGUUCAAGCCGGAGCAGCCGAGACGUUGAUUGACCGGUUAGCCGAUUUGGAUAAGUGCGAUGCUGAACGAGCUUUAGCUGCGAUAGAAUUAUUAUGUCGGAUCCCCUCUGGGUGUUCAGCCUUCGCGGCACACGCGCUUACAGUUCCAUUGUUGGUCAAGACAAUAUUGAAGAUUUCGGACAGGGCUACUGAGUACGCAGCCGGUGCGCUCCUGGCACUGUGUUCGGAGUCGGAACAGAGUCAAAGGGACGCGGUGAGUGCGGGUGUUCUGACGCAGCUGCUAUUGUUGGUUCAAAGUGAUUGUACGGACAGGGCUAAGAGGAAGGCUCAAAUGCUGCUUAAGUUGCUUCGGGAUUCGUGGCCUGAAGAUUCUAUUGGGAAUUCGGAUGAUUUUGCUUGCAAUGAAAUCGUACUCUUUUGAAUGAUAGAUUUUUACUUACUAGUUUUUUUUUUUUUUAUAACUUAAGAUUUUAAUUCUAAAAAAAAUAAAAUUUCAGGGUCUUAGAUGGGUAUAUAGAGGAAGAUUGUAAUUUUAUUGUAUGUAAUUUUGUACGUAAGAAUUUUUGUCAAGCAAAACAGAAGAAAAGAUAGAUCUGUUCUUGGUGUAUGCAAUUUUUUUUAUUUUUGUUUUUGUUAUUAUUUCAUAUUUUGCGGGAACUCUUGAUGAGGGUAAUUAGUUUAUGGGUGAAAUGAGCUUGCAAAGUCUUCAAUAAUUAUGAAACUUGAUUUGAUUUGAUUUGGUGGGUGCGACGCAUGUUUCAUAGCUGUUCGGCAGACUUUUCCUGAAAAUUAGAGUUGAACGUUGGCUUUUGAAAGAGCUAACCAUAUUGACCUCAGCGUAGCUACUGGAUUUGAAUUCAAACCCUGUAAUUAAUCCAACUUGUAGUCUCAGAUUUGUUUAAGAAUUAAUCGAACAGCUGAAAUCAAUAUAAUAAAAAAGGAAAAAAAAAAAACUCCAUAUAUUUUUUCUGUAAGAAAUACUACAAAUUACAAACGCAGUACAGAAUCAGUUUUUGGCAAUCAAAUGUUACAAAUGUCUAAGUUUAGAGUGGGGAAUAAACGUGGUUCUAGUAUCUGAUAACCGGUUAUAGAAAGCUGAUCCUCAUAAAAUCACAUUCAAAUCCUGGAACUGUCCCCUGGACUCCAGACCAUCUCCUUCAUCUUUCUUUUUCUCUCUCUUUUUCCCUAUUUUCUCCAGAGAUCUGACAGUAAAAAGUUCUGUUUCCUUAUUAUUUUUUUUGUUUGGGGGUAAUCUGUUAAUUCCUGUCUUUCUUUUUUUUUUCUUACUUUCUGCUGAAACUGGGAUUUGACUUUGGACUGCCAAAGAUAGCUAAGC